This is a messenger RNA of Pyricularia grisea, 1587 nucleotides long. RefSeq lists its product as uncharacterized. The transcript is spliced from 4 exons. Gene Ontology annotation, molecular function: transmembrane transporter activity. Gene Ontology annotation, biological process: transmembrane transport. The coding region runs from base 1 to 1587 and encodes 528 amino acids. The record is from RefSeq and is a predicted model, not a curated record. NCBI's taxonomy places the organism in Eukaryota, Fungi, Ascomycota, Sordariomycetes, Magnaporthales, Pyriculariaceae.
AUGCAGGACCAACAGGAAAAGCAGAUUCCUUCUAAAGGACAGCAAAAUAACGGUCAUGAUCCAGAAAACAUUGCUGUGCAGACUGAUUCCGCCGAGCUGGUGCAAGUGACGGAAAAUGGUCUCAAAUUGUUCCCGCAACCAGUGGCCGGUGAUGCCUUGGAUCCCUUGAAUUGGUCCAGUGCGCAAAAGCACAUCAUUCUCGCCAUAGUAAUGGCUCUCUAUUUCAUGUUUACCUACAUAACCACAGUGACGGUACCAUCCUUCCCCGCGCUGCAGGACCAGUAUUCAGCCAGCCUCGAGCAGGUGAACUGGACCGUCGCCAUCCCGGCGUUGGGCCUGUCCCUCGGCCCUCUCAUAUUCGCCACCCCGGCCGACACCAUCGGGCGCCGGCCCAUCAUCAUCCUCGGCACCAUUAUAGCCCUGGCCUCCACCAUCGGCGCGGCCCUCGCCCCAACCCUGCCCAGCUACAUGGCCGCUCGCUUCUUCCAGGGCCUGGGAGUCAGUCCAGCCGCCAACGUCGGGCUUGCCGUCAUUGGGGAUCUGUUCCAUGAGCACGAGCGCGGAUCAAAGGUCGGCCUGUGGGUGCUCGCCAUCGACUCUGGUCUGCUUUUCGGGCCCCUGAUCGGUGGGUUCAUCAGCCUGGCGGGCCAUACCUGGAUACAAUGGUCGUGCGCGAUCUUCUUUGGUGCCAUCCUGCUCACGGAGCUGGCUUUCCUCCCCGAGACGCUAUACCCGCGGGACUUGAUGGCAUCCUCAUCGACGCUGAGCAGCUCCGACUAUGCACAGGAGAAGAAUGCUACCUCUACGCCGCCUCAGCUCGUGCGGCGAACCAAGGAGCUUCCCUUUGUCAACAUCGCACCCAUUCCCGGUAUUCAGCAUCCUAACCCACUCGACACCAUUAUUCGCUUCGCAAAGACUUUCAAGUACGCCGUCAUCCCGAUCGCCAUAGUGACGUACUGCUUUGCUUGGUACUGGUGGGUGUUGUCGGUGGUGACGCUGGUGCCCGUUGCGUAUCCCGAUUAUGCGCCACACAUUCAGGGGCUCUUGUUCAUCGGCCUUAUCGUCGGCACUUUGGUCUCAGAGGUACUCUUCUCCGGCAGGCUCAGUGAUCGACUAAUCAUCCACUUCACAAAACGCGGCGACGUCAAGACGCCCGAGAUGCGCCUUUGGCUCAUCUACCCUGCCGUGAUUCUCACCGCCGUCGGCCUGGUGGUGUGGGGAGUCAGCAUCGACGAGCAGUACCACUGGAUGGUGGGACAAGUGGCGUUUGCAUUAUUCGGAGCAGGGAUCCAAAUGGGCAACACGGCAGUCUGCGCCUACGCCGUCGACGCCUACCCGCUGCAGAGCAUGGCCGUCAUGACCUUUUACGCCGUCAUGCUCAACAUGUCGGCCUUUGUGGACCCCUUCUUCAUCGUGCCGUGGAUCGACACCGCGGGCUUCACCUGGGCCAUGGCCGGCCACGCCCUAAUCACCGCCGGCGUCUGCCUGCCCGUCUUUGCGCUGCUGCAUCGCUUCGGCGGACGACUGCGGCGCGCAUCGGGGGAGCCAGACUGGACGAAUCCAGAGUUUGGCGGUGUCAGGGGUUAG